AUGACUGUUAGAUUUACACCAGAGAAAGCGCAAUCUAUUAAAGAUUUUUGUGAUAUGGUUUUGAAUCAGAAUGAAGUGACAAAAAAACAGGUGGCACAGCUUGUAGGCAUGUUUGCAGCCUCUAAACCAGGGGUAGAAUAUGCUAGACUUUAUUAUAAGACCCUAGAAAUUGAGAAAGAUUUGGCUUUAAAACUUAAUCGAGGUAAUUUUGAAGCCCAUAUGUCUAUUGCACAUCAGAGUAGGGCAUUACUAAACUGGUGGUCCCUGAAUGUGUGUAAAUCUUUUAAAUCAAUAACUAGAAACUCUCUAAAAUUUCUUUUCAAAAGUGAUAGUUCCAAGUUUGGAUGGGGUGGAGUUAAUGAAGAUUCAGGUGAAGCAAUUAGUGGAUUAUGGGACAAGAAUAUUUGUGAGUCACACAUUAACUAUUUGGGGCUUUUGGCUGGUUUUUAUACUCUAAAAGGGUUGGGAGAGAAUAUUAGAGACUCCCAUGUUAGACUUUGUAUGGGCAAUUCAGUAGCUGUUUCGUAUGUUACCAAGCAAGGGGGCAAGAUCUCAACAUUGAAUGAACUAGCUCGUGAAUUAUGGAUUUGGUGUAUAGAUAGAAACAUCUGGCUUAGUGCAGAACAUGUCCAGGGUGCAACAAACAUUAUAGCUGAUUCGUUAUCUCGCAAAAAUAUAGACAUGGAUUGGAAGUUAGAUGAAGUGGUUUUUAAUGAACUGACAAAUCUGUGUGGAAAAUCUGAUAUAGAUUUAUUUGCAUCUAAGGACAAUCAUCAGUUAGAGAAAUAUUAUUCAUAUACACCAGACCCAAAUGCUGUAGGAGUUGAUGCUUUUGCACACUCUUGGAGAUAUAUUGACUGUUAUCUAUUUCCUCCUUUUAGUGUCAUAAACAGUGUCUUGAAGAAAAUCAAGGAGGAAGAAAUGCAGUUUGCUCUGUUGAUAGCUCCAGUGUGGAAGACACCGCCAUGGUUUCCGCAGGUGAUGCAUCAAGUGGCAGGUCCGUGUUAUCUUCUUCCGAAAACAGAGAUCCUCUUGAAAUUGCCAAAGGAUCCAGAACGACGACAUCCUUGA
Messenger RNA from Saccostrea echinata, 1071 nucleotides. RefSeq lists its product as uncharacterized. The coding region runs from base 1 to 1071 and encodes 356 amino acids. Lineage: Eukaryota; Metazoa; Mollusca; Bivalvia; Ostreida; Ostreidae. The transcript has a single exon. Gene Ontology annotation, molecular function: site-specific DNA-methyltransferase (adenine-specific) activity; DNA binding. The record is from RefSeq and is a predicted model, not a curated record.